AUACCCGUGAAUGACGCCCUACCUCAUUUCUUGCGUAAAUUACUGGAGGUGACAGAAGCGCCGUCUGCUGUGUGCCGAAGCUUCACAACGGAUAAACGGCUCCACUGAAGUGCCUUCGCUCAGCGCGCGAGUGUGCGUGCGUGCGUGCCUGUGUGUGUGUGUGUUCCUGUGAGUGGUAUGUGUUUCUGGGCUGGAGUAGAAGAGAGUAUCUUUCACACACACAGGGACAGAGGGAGGGGAACUGGAAGCGUGCGUUGAUGUCGACAGGUGCCCUCCCCUCAUCAAAAUCUCUACCACUGACAUGGUGACACUUGUUCAGAAGUCUGGGUUCGAGGUGGCUCGUGCACACAGAGCGAGAGCAGCGCGGAUGCUCGCGACUUCUGAAAGCAGGUGAAACGCAUCAGGCGAAGACCUCGUUGUGAUAAAGACAAAUCUGCUGAUGAGCAUUUGAACACUGUGACCGAGGCUCUGGUCCCAAGUUUCUCCGUUGCACAUCACUUUAUAUGCGCGCCUUCCCGGUGCCAAGCGCGCGUGUCCAGCCGGCGCUGGCGAUGCAAUGCCGCGCGACCACGGCGGCGACGAAAGCACCUCUGGCCUCUGGAUGAAAGCGUCUCCAGGGCGCCGGGCCGAGAACUACGGCCUGAAGGAUGUGGAGGGCGGACGCGGGGCGAUGAGCAGCGCCGAGAGUGCGAGGAGAGCCCGCGGCGCCCGGCUCAGUCUGCUCGGCAAGCCGCUGGCAUACGGGGCGCAGAGCGGCCGGCGGAACGCGCGCUACCGGAAGCUGCAGAACUACCUGUACAACGUGCUGGAGAGACCGCGCGCCUGGGCCUUCGUCUACCACGCGUUCGUCUUCAUCCUGGUGUUUGGCUGUCUGGUCCUGUCUGUGUUCUCCACCAUCCCGGAUCAUAUGGACCUGUCUAACCACUGCCUACUCAUACUGGAGUUUGUAAUGAUCGUUGUGUUUGGUCUGGAGUACAUCAUUCGAAUCUGGUCUGCUGGAUGCUGCUGUCGUUACAGAGGAUGGCAAGGGAGACUGCGCUUCGCCAGGAAGCCCUUCUGUGUCAUAGACAUCAUCGUGCUCAUUGCGUCUAUUGCUGUUGUGUCGGCCGGCAGCCAGGGAAACAUUUUCGCCGCGUCCGCACUGCGCAGCCUUCGCUUCUUACAGAUCCUGCGGAUGGUGCGCAUGGACCGGCGAGGGGGAACCUGGAAACUGCUGGGAUCUGUAGUCUACGCUCACAGCAAGGAGCUGGUAACUGCCUGGUACAUUGGGUUUCUGGUACUGAUCUUCUCCUCGUUUCUGGUCUACUUGGUGGAGAAAGAUUUAAACAAGCAGUUUACCACCUAUGCUGAUGCACUUUGGUGGGGGACGAUCACUCUUACUACCAUUGGCUACGGGGAUAAGACGCCACAGACCUGGCCAGGUCGGCUCCUGUCGGCGGGUUUUGCUUUGCUGGGGAUCUCAUUCUUUGCCCUACCUGCGGGGAUUCUAGGUUCGGGCUUUGCUCUGAAGGUUCAGGAGCAGCACAGACAGAAACACUUUGAAAAGAGGAGAAACCCAGCUGCCAGUCUUAUACAGUGUGUUUGGCGUAGUUAUGCGGCUGAUGAGAACUCGGUUUCCAUUGCUACCUGGAAGCCUCAUUUGAAGGCAUUGCAUACCUGCAGCCCUACAAAGAAAGACCAGGGCGAAUCCAGCACCAGUCAGAAACUGAGCUUUAAGGAACGGGUGCGCAUGGCAAGCCCUCGUGGUCAGAGCAUUAAGAGCAGGCAGACAUCACUGAAUGACAGACGCUCUCCUGUGACUGAGGUAGCCACAGAGGGGAGCAGCCCAGCCAAAGUACAAAAGAGCUGGAGUUUCAAUGACCGAACACGUUUCCGACCCUCGCUCAGGCUCAAGAGCCAAUCACGCACUAUGCCCGAAGCUGACAGUUUGGGAGGAGAGGAAUGUUUUGAUGAGAAAGGCUGUCACUGUGAUGUCACUGUGGAGGACCUCUCUGCUCCUCUGAAGGCAGUCAUCAGGGCUGUCAGAAUCAUGAAAUUUCACGUGGCCAAAAAGAAGUUUAAGGAGACUCUGAGGCCAUAUGAUGUGAAGGAUGUGAUUGAGCAAUACUCAGCCGGGCAUUUGGACAUGCUGUGUCGUAUCAAGAGUCUCCAAACUAGGUUGGAUACAAUAGUGGGUCCACCACAGACCCUGAGCACCAAAGCCAAGACUUUUUCCUCUCCCUCCCUGCACUCGUAUUACAGCCAAGCCAAGAGGAAACACUCAGCCCCAGGACUUGUCACAGGCUUGUGUCCACAGCAGAGCCUCAACAGCAAGGCCAGGAACCUGUCCUCUCCUACUCUGCACUUGUAUUACAGUCAGACCAAGAAGAAACACACCGGCUCAGGGGUGGACCAGAUUUUGGGAAAAGGCCAGAUACCCAUGGACAGAAAGAUAAGGGACCGAAUCCUUCCAGAGGGCGAGUCUCUGGAACAUGACAUGAGCAUGCUGGGCCGUGUGUGUAAGGUAGAGAGACAGGUGCAGUCAAUUGAGUCAAAGUUGGACUCCUUGUUGGAUAUCUACCGUCAAGUUCUCCAGAAAGGCUCAUCCUCAGUACUGGGCCUAUCAGCUCUUCCUCUGUUUGAGCUAGAUCAGACCUCAGACUACCACAGCUCAAUUCAGAGCAAAGAUAUCUCCUCCACUCAGCUGAGCAGAAGUGGCAUUUCCCGCUCAGUUAGUGAUAACUUGCCCUGUGGUCUUCAGCUCGUUCUGGCACCCAGUGAGCUCACCGUGGGCACUGGCUUCCCAGCAUCCUCUUCCUCUUACUCCACAUCUCCGCUGCUUCAGAAUCCACCAUCUAGCCCUGAGAGUGUGUACCCAGCUUCCCCUCCUCCCAUCCUUACUCCCAAUAACCUCUCCAGAGCUCAUUCCAACUUCCCUGAGCUAACCGGACCUGUUCCUAUGACCACCCCCAACACACACACACUCCAGCUGCCCUCUGCGGUGCCACUGCCUCCAAGCAGGCCAUCCAGCAUGAUCUCAGAGACAUUGCAAGAAAGCACUCCCAGUGCCUGCCUGCUUAACACCCAGACUGAAGUUGUUUCGGACACAGAGGCUAAAUGUUCAGAGAGCACAGUGCAGCUCAGGAGUAGGCCUGAGCGGAGCCCCAAAGAGGAGGGCUCCUGGAGGAGACACUUGAGUCUCGAGAUUAAUCCACUGAGCCUCACAUCUUCCUCAGCAGUCAACCCGCUGCAGGCCGACCGGGCGUUGGGAAAAUCACUCUCUGCACAGAACCUCAUGCUCCCAUCAGCCACAGAGUGCCACCCCAACCUGUCGGCUCGGAGUAGCGGCAGCAGCAACAAUGAGUCCAAUGACCGGGAGAUGCUGACAGACUGGGGAGAAACAGAACUCUUUAUCACUGAUAAAGAUCUGGCUACCAGCAAGGGGAACUUCAACCUGCUCUCUCAGCAGAGCACAGAUGCUAGCUUCUCAAUGGAGCUUGUACAAAUGGUAGCCAGUGGACCAACUCAGAGCCAGACAAGGCCCUCGGGCAGCUCAGAGUCUCCUAGCCUGCCUCACAUCCUUUUAAAAUAAUGCUAACACACAGAGCAGCCUCGGAGUGGAGACUGGACACACCCAACAAUCCCUUAUUCACUUUUUUCCAAAGGAAAGAGGGUGGCAGCUUCACUUCUUGCCUUUUCUAAGUUUUAGCUUCAGUUCGUAAAAAGAUGUGAUGUUCCUCAUAACAUUAUGUUCUUACAUGCCAUUGCAUGGAUAAUUUUGUCAUGAUGGGAUUUUAAAUAAGUAGAAGGUAUUAAGCAUUAAAAGAUGACAUGAAGGAUUAUAGUACUGAAUGAGCUCUGAUCUCAGUCUUGCAUGUGCACUUGCAUGUUUAAAAUGCAACCACACAAAGGAUUGAGAGUAUUUAUGCAUUUGUGGUUAUUAAUGGCCGACUCGGUCUUAGAAUUCAUAUUUGAGUCUCCUUUUUUUUUCUUUAAAUAAUAUGCUUUAUUCAGAAAUGUAUGUCUUACUUAAGUUAAAUAUUUCACCAGUAAAAGAAAUAGAGCAUAAGCACCAUGCAUAUUUGUGGUAUAUGUCCAAAACAAUUCCCAACAGGAUCAAAUAACCAGAGUUUAAUUGAUUUUAUGUGACUGCCUAGAAAUCUGCAUCAAUAUCAUCAACACUGUCUUCUUUAGAUUUUUUUUAUGACAUUUCUAUUGUGUAGCCUCACAUAUUACAUAAUUUAUCUCACAUUUGUAUUGUUUUAUUCUGUAGCCCACCGCAGUCUUAAAGUCAACCUAAAAUGCUGCUUAACGUUCUUCUAUUAGCUGGUUAUCAAUAUAACUUCAAUAAGAAUGUAACACACAUAUGAUGUCAAUAUCUGUUUGUAUAUCAUGAGACAAGCCUACUAGUGUUGAAGGAUUUUUGGAGCAGUGCAAAGCCUCUGGUACACACUGAGGAUGAUGUUGGCACUGUAGCUUACAACAGUUGGAAGCACAAAGAAUUACAAGAAACCUGCAAAUGUGAUGAAAGGUUUUUACAUAAUUCAGAUUUGUAAUCCAGAUAUAUGGACAUGAUGAUACAUUAGACAUUAGGAUGUUGCUUUGUGUUCCAUCGAAUCAUUAUAGCAUACAUAUAUUUGAGUUGCAGAAAAAUUAUGUAGAUUAAUGUUAAUAAUGAAGACAUUUUAUUUUUAUUUGUAACUAAAUGCUUCAUGGUGCCUUUUUGCAUAGUUAUUUGAUGUUACCUUGUUCCAAUCCUCUUUAUACUCUUCCCUUGGCAAUUUCUAAGAGUUUAGGUUGGGAGAGUUACACAUUUCUAAUUGUUUUACUAAGCCUUUGUAUUUUUUUGUAUGUUUUGCCACUAAUUCAGUAAUUUAUUACACAAAACUGGCCUUAAUAUACAUGCUUGAUAAUGUUUCCAUUCUGUCAUGCUGAUUAAUUUAUUUUUAACUAUGUGCACAUAACAGAGCUGAAGCUCUGGGUUUAAAGAAAUAAAUGCAAAAAUAAACUUUAUCAUACUUCAAUAAAGAAAUG
Molecule: messenger RNA, 5013 nt
Organism: Clarias gariepinus (North African catfish)
Lineage: Eukaryota; Metazoa; Chordata; Actinopteri; Siluriformes; Clariidae
Gene: kcnq5a
Product: potassium voltage-gated channel, KQT-like subfamily, member 5a
Exons: 16
Coding region: 557-3571 (1004 amino acids)
Biological process (GO): transmembrane transport; potassium ion transport
Cellular component (GO): membrane
Molecular function (GO): voltage-gated potassium channel activity
Source: RefSeq, a predicted model, not a curated record